Funneliformis geosporum is the source of this 1329-nucleotide messenger RNA. The record is from the annotation of a GenBank genome assembly. NCBI's taxonomy places the organism in Eukaryota, Fungi, Glomeromycota, Glomeromycetes, Glomerales, Glomeraceae.
AUGACUACCGAAAUUUCAAAAUUUGCAAUUACACAAAAUCAUUUAUUAACCGAUGCCUUACCAAAACGUCCAGCGACACCGACCACACCUACCGAUUUUACUUUAUUAUAUAACCCAAAUUGGGGAUAUCUUCAUUGUAGCACGAAAGCAUAUUUUCAGUCAACGAAUCCAACGGACUUUCAACAAGGUUGUUACGGUAUAGAAGAUACCGUUUUGAAAGGUUCAUUUCAUUUACGUUAUUCCACAAAUUCCCCGUUAUGGGCUAGUAAGAUUGAGAUGAUCCUGGAGGGGAAACAAUUUGUUACCUGGAAAGGUGUUCGUGGCGAAGUCGUUCGAGGAGAAAAAAUGUUGUGUAAACAAACGAAAAUAAUAUGGGAAUCUAUAAAUAAUGAAUUUGAAGAGAUUAUCACAUUGGAUUUACCUUUUGAGUUUCCAUUACCGAACAAUUUACCAGCAACCAUAACUCCCCUUAACGUUAUAGAAUAUGGGGGAAACAUUGCUGGAGGUGUCGCGGGUGAUGGAUCGGAGGUCGGUCAUAUUACGUAUAUUCUACGAGCAGAAAUAACCCGUCCCAUUAAUAUCUUUAAAUUACGAAUGAACUCAAAGAAAAUCAUCGACAUUUGGUGUAGAAUUCAUAGGUGGCAAUCCCCACCUUUGAACGAUCGACCGUUCAAGUGGAACGGGAAUUUCAUGGGUAUCGGUUAUGAGGUGGAAUUGGAGAAGACCUUGUUUAAUUAUAAGGAUAUCAUAAACAUUCCGAUGAAAUUCUUUGUCAAUGAUUUAACGAACGUUAAAAUCAAAAAAAUUUAUGUCAGGAUAAAAGAAUAUCAUAAAUUAAAGUUCAAUGGUAAAUCAAAUACGAUUGGAGGUUUCGUCGUAGCCGAUUCGUCGUUCGGAGAACAAAUGAGAAAGUCAAACUCGGGAAAGGACCAUUAUUAUUUUAUCAAGAUGCAAUUAAAUUUAACAAAGGCGAAUUUAGGUAGAAAAUUAAAUUGUUCAAUGAACACUGAAUACAUUGACAUUCGACAUAAAUUAAAAAUCAAAAUCACUCUAAGCUCCUCAUCGAAAAACAUUGAACUGGAUAAGGAAAUUUCCAUAUUAAAUGUUUUCGCAAAAAGGGAUCAUCCUUGUUUCACUCAACAAUGUCGAUUGGUGAACACUUGGUUUUAUCAUCUUCACGAAGAAAAUUUAUCAAAAGCUACGAUGAGUGAGGUGAGGGAUACAUCAAAUCUUGAUAAGGCGAGACAAAGGUUUUCUUGGUUUGGAGGAAUGAAAAAUGAUCGAUUUUCAUUCUUUAGUAAUAGUAAUAGACAGAGCCACGCGUUUUAA